UCUGUCCCCAGCCCAAGUCUUCAGUACAGUUACAACUGUAUAGCCAAUUACCAUUUGGUUUUUCUUAUAUCAAAUGGAGCUAAAAUAAGGUGUAUUAAUUUAUGGGAUGCUAAGCCACAUUUAGGAGUAGCAGGUGAGGAGGUGCAUUGCUAGAGGGAAAAGAAAGAGGAUUGAAAGUUGAUGGCAGAAGAGAAGUUACAGGAACUAAGAUGUGGCAAGGCAAGCAUAGCUGAAAGUUCGUGGUAGGUAGUGUCGUUACGCCAUGGAGAUUAGAAAGACAUUUGAGGCAGGUCUGGUGGGGGAGCUUGGAGAGAAGUGACAGUAGAAAGUAACUGCUUGGUCUGUAGGGAGGAGAAAUAGGAGUUUCCAAGGAAGAAUUUGCGAUAAAGCAGAGUAGUGGUGAAGGAAAUCUAUCCAGUCCUAGGAUUUUCUGUGAAGGUAGUCAAGACCAGCAAAAAAACAAAUGUAAGUAGUGAGUCAAGGUUGGGAUUGUUUGAAUUAUGAAGGGAAGCAAAAUCAUCCAAAAGAGCAUGGAGGGGUUUAAGAUCCGCAAAAGAGUCGGGUUUCAGCGAAGAGUUGCAGUUAUGAGGAAGUAAGCGAGUAUUAUUAAAUUAAGCCAUGACUAGAGCAGGGAAUGGGAGAGUGAACUGGAGCAAAGUAGUAUGUGAUAAACACCAAAUCGAGAGUAAUAAUGGCCUUGUUUGUUCACCAAAGUAGCUCUGGUUUUGCAUAAAGAGGUGACUCUUAAACUUAUUGAUUAAGCCAAUGAAAAGCCUGUGUGACUGCUCAUACUACAGUUCAGUUUAAACAGGCCUUAUUGGGAGCAGGAGAGUUGAAGGGCCACAGAACUGCAAACCAAGGAUGUUUCAGAGGAGUUAGGUAGUACAUUUUGACAUGUUAUCUUGCAUGCACGGCAUGGGCAGUCAGAGCAAGAAAAAAUGGAUGCCUUAAAUCAGAGUUAUAAAGAAAGUUGAUCACAUUGACUUGGUUACAACCAAGGUACCAGAGAUUGUUUGGACCAUUCAUAAAUAUAGCAGGUUGCCCAUUUUUUGACUGCUUCUUUCCCAAGUUGACCACCUUUGGUCUGCCACCUAAGAUAGCAUUUAAAAUAGCUUUGAAACCUGCAGUCUCUUCAACAACUUAAAAGCAUAAUCAAUUUUAAUAAAGUCUGCCUAAUAAUGACGUAAUAUUAGAUAUAGUUUGGAGAAUAUUGGACCUCUUUUGGACAGUCUCAGCAUGAAUUGGUUUCUGUGUUUUCCACUGCCUUUUCCAGCUUUAAAUAAACAUGCUUCUAUGAUUCUAUUUGCUUUCAGUACAAUUUUUAUGUAUUGUUUGGAUACAUUAUUAGAAAUUUCAAACUGCUUAUACCGUCAAUUUUACAUGCAUACUUGGAAAUGAUUGAUUUUUCUGCACGCUGUCUUCUGAGCUGGGAUCAUCCUGCAAGUUUGUUAUACCCAAAACACAAAAAGAUGACUCCUUUCCCCAUGGGAGGAUAUAAUGCAACUUUAGUCACCCUGCAGAUGUCACAGUGCCAAGAUAUGACUUCUGUGCUUCAGCUGAGCUUGCCCAAGGCUACGUAAAGAUGAGUUAAUCUUUGCUUUGUGGUAUAGGGUGAACUAGAUUGCUUUUAAUACAAGGCAUAGCUGUAUUACUUUGACAUUUGUUGAGAUUACCACCCAAAGCUAAGCAAGGUCGAGGCUUAGUUAAUAUUUGGAAGGAAGACAUCUUCAGGAAACGUGCCUUACAAGAAUGAGAUGUCCUUACUCUGAUCCUAUUCCUUCUGUCAGUGCUGAUCCAGUUCUCCAGCCUGGUGUGGCCUUGCAUUGUAUUUUUGGAUGCAUAAAAGGCCACCGCCAUGAGAGGUCCUGUGCAGCGUGCAAAAUAAGAAGACUACCGAUGAGAAACUACCCAAACUCCACUUUGGACGACUUGGUUCUGUCUGCUUGAGGUUCUUCUGUCUUAUCAAUUGGAGACAGGAUUUUUCACUUCCUGACACUCUUUAAAUAUUGUCACUGUGGUCUGUCACUGACUGUAUUAAAAAUGGCUUGUGGAAAUGAAAACCUAAUUGCUCUGCUGUCUUCCUGAUGAUAAGAUGUAGGAGGGAACUGUAAAAGAUACAAAUGAGUGACUUGAAUUUCUAAUUCUUGGGAACACAGUGAGUAACCUGAUUUUCAUUCUACCUCCACUCUAUGGUGCGAUUCAGUCCUAUAAAGAUGGCCUUGAAAAACGGUAUUUAGCUGCAUAUUUGAGUCUCACAGCUGUGGGAUUGGGAUCUUGGUGCUUCCACAUGACCUUGAAGUAUGAAAUGCAGCUGUUGGAUGAGCUGCCAAUGAUAUACACUUGUUGUGUGUUUGUCUACUGCCUGUAUGAAUGUUUCAAGUACAAGAAUACAGUCAAUUACCCGCUGCUUUGUAUAUUGAUAGGAUACAGUUUUGUAGUCAGCAUUAUUUACCUAAAAUUGAAAGAACCUAUAUUUCAUCAGAUCAUGUAUGGAACGCUGGUCUCUGUGGUAGUCAUGCGGUCUGUAUAUAUAGUGUUAUGGGUAUACCCAUGGCUUAGGGGUCUGGGCUAUACAUCCUUAACUGUAUUUUUAAUGGGAUUUUUCCUUUGGAAUGUAGACAACAUUUUCUGUGAUAAAUUGAGGGCAGUACGAGACAAGAUGCCUCCUGUUGUGGGAGCUGUGACACAAUUCCACGCGUGGUGGCACAUCCUAACAGGCCUUGGCUCUUACCUUCAUAUCCUGUUAAGCUUAUACACAAGGACACUCUUCCUGAAGUACAGACCAAAAGUAAAGUUUAUUUUUGGAAUAUGGCCAGUCCUUCUCGUGGAGCCUCCCAAGAAGCACUGACCAGGAGCACUAGCCAAUGAUGUGUGACCACCUAGCCUGGCUGAAUAAAGAAAUUCUCCAAACCUUGAGGCUGAAUGAAGUGUCAAAUUAUACAUCAGCUCCAAAGUUUCAUAGCAGUGAAAGGACUUCUCUGUAUUACUGGUACCGCCAGGCACAGCACAGAGGGAAGAGUUGGCACAUUAUGGGAAUAAUGUUUAAAGUACAAUUUUAUUCUGAGGUGAUAAAAAGUAAAAACAAAAUAUUUUUAUGUAUAUAUUGUAAAGCUGAAGAUAUCGGGCUAAUAUUUCGUGCUGGUCACUGAAAACUAACUUUUUUUGAAGUGGGCUGCAUAUGUUUUUUCAUUCUGCUGUCUGUCUUCUCUGUGGUUUAAACUAAUAUUAGUAACUGAAUUAUGAAGGCCCGGUGCUGGCCAAGCUUAAGUAUCUAGAUGGCCUUUAGUGUCCUAGAUGCUUGCUCUAAACUACUUUAAGCUUGCACUUUUACAUAGUUUAGUGAAGCAUGUGAUUAUUGAGGGCUCCUUCUACCCUGCUUCUGUCCAGCUGCUUCUGCUGUUUCUAUUCAGUAAGGGCGACAGGGUGCAUGGUGCAAUUCUGCCAAAAUGCAACAGGUUUCCAUUUUCCUUUCAUCCAGAGAUGGGCAGACAUGCCAUGAGGAGUCUUCCAACUCCACCUGCAGAGAAAGCACAUCAGUCAUAUCCCUCAGGGAUCAUUUCGAAAGUUGUUGCAUUUAAAUGUUCUUGCUAAUGUCUUCGCACAAAGGUGAGGAAACUGGAAAUCUGUCCCGAGUCGUGACUGACUAGCAACACAUCAUGAGAAUGCAGAAGGUCAUUUUUGAUUGCUCUGCCUAACCCAAGCAAAUCCUUAUUAAUUCUCAUGCUUCUUAUUUUCUGUCUCUCAUUUCCCAAAUAGCAUUCCAUACCCACAAAUGGGUCUAGCCUUUACAUGGACAAACAAUUUCUAUUCUUGGCUCCUUCCAUAUUUUACAUCUCUUAAAAAAUUAUCACCCAGACAUCCUAAGCACCUAUCAGCCCCCUGUCUUUUGGAGCAAGGGGGGCUCCUCAGUUCUGAAAAAAUCAGGCCUCUGUUUGGUCAUCUCAGCAUAAUUGGUAAUGCUUCAGAUCACUUGUUUGUGAUCUUUCUUUGAUGCAGCCACCAGCUGGGAAGUUUGGGCCAGCUCCUUAUGGCUCUCUUCCAUCACAGUAACCCACCUACUAUGUACCUGUCAGGGUAAGAGAUCCCCUAUAUUUCUGCAGCUGGUCCUCCCUUGUAAAGGGAAAUGAUCUAGCUGAAUCAAUAGGAUUUAUCAAAAUGUGCCACAAAUUUGUGGCCGUGAUUUUGGCCCUCUCAACUGCAGAGAGAUUCAGGAAGUGCCUAGAGCCUCUCAGCCACUCACUCUAUGACUCGUCCUCUAAUAUUAUUCUAAGGGUUGUAUGUCCUCCUGUAUUCUCUUACAUGGUACGGAAGUAGCCCACAACCUUUGGCCCGUGAGCAACAAAACUAAGCAAGUAACAGGCUGCAGACUUCAUAUUUUGCUCUCCCCAUCCACCAGGGCUAUAGUGGUGACAGCCUCAGUUUUACCUUUUAACAUCCUGUGUCUAUGAGCAACAUCAGAGGGCAGCAACAGGCUGGGACCACUGUCCUAUACAUUAAUGUAACACAGGAAUUACCUGUGCUAUUUUGGAAAUGCCACUACCUUUGUACAUUAAUUCAACACGGGCCUACAGAGAUUUUUAGAGCAGCAGGGCAUGGGUAUGCCCAGUGCAGCUGCUUGGAAGAUCUGCACAGUUCUGGUAUGUUCUUUUUUUUUGUUUUGACUUCUUAAAAAAUGGAUGGAGGGCCUGUAAGAUACGGUCUGUAGUAACUAAAAUUGGCUCUUCAUUCUUGCAUGUUUAUCUCUGUUUACAAUUACCUGUGCACCCUCAGGGCCUUCUGUAGUACGACUAAUACAUGGAUCUUUAAUUGAGGUUUGGACAGGCAUGUCAUGAGCUGGUUCUUGAAGUUAAACCAAACCAAGGCCAUGAUUCAGGGGCGAUGCUUACAUCCCAUUGAAGUCAGCAGGUGCAUCUGCAUGUGCUAUUGAGGUGAAAAAAUAAACUUUGCAGUUAUCACGCCAGAGUUUAUUAUUCCCGUGUGCCGCAUUUACACAUGCACCUGGGAUGGCAGCACUCUGAGCCAGGUCACAGCAGCCCCAGCUGGCAAGAGGCCUGAGGAGUCAGCCUACCAGCCCGGGGCUGCUCCACCCCAGCUCAGUGUGCUGCAGAGGGGCUGGCUGGGGCACAAGGGUGCUCCAGUAUGGGGCUAGCUGGCAUGCAGCCCAUGCACUGAAGCAUCUUCGUGCCCUGUCCAGCUGUGUCAGCAUCUACACAUGUAUUGCUGUGCAUGAAAAAAACCUCUGCACCAAGGUAGUGCUUCUAUUUAUGAGUACUACUCUGCUGCAGAGUUGAUUAGUUUCCUGUGGUCUAAUCAGGCUGCACAUGUAGACACAAGACAUUUACUGCGCAGCUAAUUAGCCUACUCUGCAGUGUAGACACAGCCAGAGAGACUUAAACAGACACUUAAACCUAAGAAAAUGCUUUGCAGAAUCAGGCUUCAGAAUUACCUGAAUUGUCCAUGAAGAGGCUUGAGAUCCGUUUUAAAACCACAACUAACAGAAGCUCCUACUGUCAAAACUCCCCAAGAGCUCAUAUUGCCUCUGCAUGCUGCAUUUGGAUCCUUUUCAUCACCUCCUGCCCUAAGGAGCAGUUGAGCAUUUGCUCUGCUGAAUGCAUGCUGCAAGCCACUUGCGUAGGAGCAUCUACUUUGUACCUGCAGCAUGUCGAGCACAUUAGCAGUUGCCGGGGCCUUCCAGCUACUUAAUAUUUAAAACAAACAAACAAAAAAAAGACUUUGUUUUGGUGGCCUUAUUUUUUGCCUUGCAGAAUUUGGGGGCUCUGUGUUUGAGACUUGUCUGUGUGCCCACAGCAGCUGCCAUGGGCUAAAAGCCAGUUUCUUGAUGAGAUGUUUGUAUAAGAUGCUUGAAGAACCAUGCUGAUCAACCUGUGCACUUGUGAGAAACAAGUUAGCACAUGGCUCUUUGGAUUGUGUUAAAUCAGUUUGUCAGGGUAUCAAGGGUAUUUAAAAAUCUGUCCGCAUCAGUUUUUUGCUGCUGCUUGGGGUUUUAUACCUUUCAUUUAAAAAAAAAA
Messenger RNA from Alligator sinensis (Chinese alligator), 6029 nucleotides. RefSeq names its product alkaline ceramidase 3 (gene ACER3). Gene Ontology annotation, cellular component: endoplasmic reticulum membrane. Lineage: Eukaryota; Metazoa; Chordata; Crocodylia; Alligatoridae. The record is from RefSeq and is a predicted model, not a curated record. Gene Ontology annotation, biological process: ceramide metabolic process; phytosphingosine biosynthetic process. The transcript has 13 exons. Bases 2288 to 2848 code for a protein of 186 amino acids.